AUGCCUGCUUUUCGCAGCCAUGAUCCGGCUCGUAAAUUUCAUUGCGACGUGCUAGGAUGCUCAGCCUCCUUCGUCAAGCGAGCGCACUUGCGCAGACACGAGAUGACGCAUACCCAGAGGCGCGACUUUACCUGUCCCGGAUGCAAUCGCGCAUUUUCACGCAACGACAGCAUGGCGCGCCAUCUGCGUCGAAAGCAUCCCCAUCUCUACCGCUCACCCGAGGCUCCCUCUGCUUCCUCGACAACACCCGCUGAGCGCCUCUAUACUGGCGCUGCGCCUGGCGCCGCCGCCUCGUCGAAUUUUGUCUCUACAAGCAGCUACAGCAUGUUGGCGCUCCGAUCACCGUUUGAAAGCGCCUUCAACAGUAACAACAGCGCAUACCAGCGUAGAGCACAUGACCCACGCACCCUACCCGAUCCGCUCGCACGAACCGCCUCGUUUCCCGACAUCUACAGCCGCGAUGGCGCGACUCACUCACCCAAGGGCAUCUCCUCAGCCCAUUGGCGUGACAGCUCCCGCGCGCCAGAUGCCGCCUUCCUGCCCGGCGCGGCUCCACCUGAGGAUGGUAUGCGCCCUUAUCAGAACAGGACGAGUUACUCGAUCAAAGAAGAACCGAGUUGCCAGCCUUCGUACAGCACACCGUCGCUCUUUUCCAACACCUCUGAGCCAAUGGAUCGUGUUGGUCCAACGCGAAGGGCAUCUCACGACCAGAGCACCUCCAUGUAUAGGUCCAACUGGAUGCAAGCGUCCGACUUUGACCACGGAGCCAGCCAAGCUCCGCUUCCGUCGCAGUUCCCCUGGGAACGCCAAGAUGGCCAGACGAACUAUGUUCAUCCUAGUAGUCACGCGGGAUGGUCGGGUGCAGUAGGAGCCAUGGGCCUCGCAUCAUUUCCACCAUCGGACCACGGUCGACGUGGCUAUAUCGACCCGAGUUUUGCCUCCUCCGCUACACCGUCUGGGCUUCCCUCAUUUGGUGAGCUGCCUCAUUUGGCAGACUUUCCGACGCAGACGGAGAUGCUCCAGUCUGAAUUCUUCGUGGGCGCGAUGCCUUCGAGACACGGUGACGAGUGCUGGGCCAGUCUCGAUCCGUCCAUGCUCACAGCGCAGGGUGCCGAGCGCGUGCGCGUCGAAUCGGCCACCGAGCACGGCCAAAAUUGUUCUCAUGCUUGUCCUAUACCUGCUGGCUCCGGCGCAUCUCCUUGCGAACGCUCGACCAUGGCGGCCGAUACCUGCUUUCCCGUCGACUUUCGCAAUCUUAGCGAGAACGCUGCUCCUGUCGCCCCGCCCAAUGCAGAACAAGUCGAACGAAUCAUGGCCGAUCUCGGCAUCGACCUAGGCUCCAGUCAAUCAUCAGCCAUCGACCCAUCGCGCACUUUUUCUUCGCAAUCAUGCUUCGCGCAGCAGCCAGAGACCAGUAUGGCUGCGGCGCCUCUGAUACCUUCACAAACCGCAGUGUCGGCUGCAUGGGCCGGUGAUCGGUUUGCACCAUCCGCCUCGUCGUAUCACCAACACUCAUUCUCUCAAGCCCAAUCGUCGCAGAGCUCUGCCUACCUGCCAUCGCUGACCGCAUCUCAAAGCGAAGCGCUUGGUCCGAACGCAACUUCUCGUCGAAGGUCGAUGGAGCGUUCUUGGAGCUCGGCAUCAAUGACGUUUGACAACAAUUCGCAAACUCACGUCCAUCGAAGUGGUACCCAAAGCUAUGCUGGCGAGUCGCAUGACACCCUUAUACAACCAGUCGAGGAUUCCAACGUCAAGGGCGAAGCGCAAGAGACUGUUGGCAUGUCCUUAUACUCAGACCCAAAUUUCAACAAGCCUCAUGAAUCGUCCCCUUCGCAGAGGGCUGCCAGGGUCGAAGAAGGCGAAGAGAAGUCUGCUCGCAACGGAGACAGCCUGCACCAAGCUACUCCGUUGCCAAAUGUCCCACGUCCAACAGCCUCUGACUCGAAAGACGUGGCCAUGAAUUCACCAACGGAUAAUGGUAGACAUCCAGACAUUGCCGCUACCAUUGCAUCCGACAACGCUGCGACUUCGACAAGAUCCGCAGGUCAAGAUCAUGUCUCGUUCGCAGACGCAGUCGACAAGAGUCAGGCCGAGGUCGACAAGGGUCUUGCGCCCUCGAAUCAUCAACAACAACAUGCUUCCGCUUCCACUUCCGCUUCCGCCUCCGUCUCAACGUCAGCGGUGAGUGGCGAUCAAUUGCAGUUGGUCGUGGAUCGUUUUCGUGCGUUCGCUCAGCUGUGCCAAAACCACCUGCAUCCAUCGGUCGAGAUGCUCGAGUCUUUAACACCGCUGAUCCCCAAGGUGAUUCGUACAGCUGCUCCGAUUUAUCAUCCAUUCAUGCUCGGACAACAAAAAGCUCACAGCUCGGAAGAGGCAUUUGCGCUCCUGUCUCUGGCAUCGCUGCAAAGCACCAUUCCCAACGUUGCCGAGGAAGGGCACCGAUUGAUCUGUUUCCUGUUCGGCUUGGUGGUAUUGUCGUGUAGACACACUCUUCAUCUUGGCGCCAAGUUGCAGUGCUUCUUGAACUGCUUUCUUCUUGUCGGCAUGUAUGGCAUGCGUCAGCACACACCUGAUCUCUGGCACAAAUUCGAGCAAAAUCGCGAGUCGAUUCUCUUGGACGUGCUCAAGGUGGAGACGCGCUCGUCGACAUUUGAUGUCGCCUUGGAUCGGAUCGAUACAGACAGUCUGGAUCAGCUCGAUGAACAAGAGCUGUCUGAGCUGUGGUCGCUUUGGUAUGAGCACGAGAGCCGCAAGAGGACGCUUCUUCUGUGUGCGAUUUUAGACUCGCAGUCUUCGUGUUACUUUUCGCCUUUCGAAAUCGACCUCUCGGCUCGGCUCGAGGGACCACGCUGUCAAUUCGUGUUUGCACACGUCCACGAGCCGUGUCCAGACUCGGUGUUUUUCGCCUGGCCGCCGAAAGUGUGGAAGAGUCGACUGGCCACCAGCACCUCUCUGCCUUCCUCGAAGGGUGCCAAGGUCGCUUUUUCGGAUGGCAAGCCUGUUUCAAUCGCAGCCUGUCUUGCAGAGCAGUUGCUCAGACCACAUGUGGCGAACCAGCCCGCAACUGUUGCUCCACCGCGCUUUCGCAGCUCCUUCGAUUUUGGUGCCAGCAGGAGCAGCACUCAGGCUUCGAAGCCUUCGCGUUCGCAUGCUGAUAAUGCGGAACGUACAUUUAGUGCAGUGACAGGCGCUUUUGUCGAGGUCACAGAGCCGUCAAGCUCGUCAGCGCGCUCUAGCCGGCGUCCAUCGCAUGCCGAUGUACAGGAUGCAGAGAGCGAGACGCCCACGGCGACGUCCGAGGUUCGGAUCGUACCGCAAUUGUACAUGUCGGCGCUGUUGGAGGCUGUGCACGGAGCAUGGAUGGUGGACAGCGGCUGGUAUCAGACGCCAGCAUGGGGCACAGGCGCUCUACCCGAACAGCUCGAAAUCGACGCGGACCACUUUGACAUUCAGAGCGCAAGCUUGAUCGACCUUCCUGGUUGGCGGAUCGGGCGCACUUUGCACGCCACGCGAGUAGCGCACGCUCUGAUGAACUGGUCCGAGAUGUUCAGCGGCUCGAAAAAUGGCUGUCACACAAACAGUGACGAGGCUGCCGCAGGACUCGGUCUCAAAGUCACCGACGACGCGCAGCAGUUGACGAUUCGAUGGCAGACUAUCUUUUUGGGACUAUGUGCUCCGCUGCAGUCGCUUUGCUUCUACUUGGCUACGAGCAAACGUAGUUCUGCAAUCGAUCAGGAGCGGCAUGAAAAGAUUGCGCUGCUGCUACAGGUUUGGGCCGAAUCUCCAUACUGUCGGAGGGCGCUUGUGCAUGCAGGCACGAUCUUGACGCUACUUUGCGCCGCGAGGACAAAGUGCAAAAAGGAGAGGCUGGCGCCUGCUUCGUCGCAUGCGGUGUACAUGUCUUUGGUGGUGCUAGUAUGUACGAUCAAACUCCUUGACGAAAAGCGGUCAUCACCGCAAUCUACCAAUUCGAUCGGCGAGCACGUAUGCGAAGAGCUGAUCCCAGCCAAGCAGGCGUGGCCCCAUCUGGUCUUGACCGUAGACCAUGACAAUCAAGCGAAGGUGGGCGACGCCAAAGAGAGCCGGAACGACACUGGUACGCCGACGCCGACGCCGACGCCAACGCGCAGCCAAGAUUGGCUACGCGUGCAAUUCUGGCAUCGCAAGUUUCAGUAUCUCGGGCUUGCAGGUAUCUUUCGCGAACACGAAGUGCAAGAAGGAUUCGAGGUGCUUGCAGAUUGGCGCGCUUCGGUAUCGGUAGGUGCUGGGCCCAGUGCCGCGACGGCUCUGCGUCGAGCUUCACACUUGCCACCGAGAUGGUCGAGCUUCGCUGGGGAAGGACGAUUGUCCGAUGCCAGACGCGCCAUCUUUGAUCGCCACAUGGCAGGUGGAGAUGUUCGACAAGCGUCGCAUGCGCAGUUAUUUGCUCCACAGCAAAAUACAGAGCGCGAUCUACAACGACGUCACCAUCGGAACAGUCAGAGUAAGGAUGGCGCUACGAACGCUUCCUCCGAGACGCGCCGCUGGAUCUUGCAAGGCGAUACGCGUCAUGCGACCUUCUGCGGGCUGGCGCUCUGGCGUGCUGACGUGCUGUGCCAGACAGAGAACGGUGUGCGCAGAGAAGGCGGCGAAACUCGCGCUGUACUCAAACAGCUCGACCGCCAACAUUUACGCACGCUUGUAGAGUCGGUGCGUGACGACAAUCCGGCUUGGUGCUUCGCUCAAGAAUACAGCGAGCUUGUGUUAAAGGCACUGCAAGAUGCAUCGACGGCCGAAACACAAGCCACUCGAGCUUCUCCCUCUGCCGACGAUCACAAUCAUCACAAUCAUGAGUGUGUUGUCUAG
This is a messenger RNA of Mycosarcoma maydis (corn smut), 4845 nucleotides long. Its product is annotated as Cys(2)His(2) zinc finger transcriptional activator. The transcript is spliced from 2 exons. Gene Ontology annotation, biological process: regulation of transcription by RNA polymerase II. Gene Ontology annotation, molecular function: RNA polymerase II cis-regulatory region sequence-specific DNA binding; DNA-binding transcription factor activity, RNA polymerase II-specific. The record is from RefSeq and is a predicted model, not a curated record. NCBI's taxonomy places the organism in Eukaryota, Fungi, Basidiomycota, Ustilaginomycetes, Ustilaginales. Bases 1 to 4845 code for a protein of 1614 amino acids. Gene Ontology annotation, cellular component: chromatin.